AUGGUUGUCCUCGCGGCUUCGAUCUGCACCCGUGGAGGGAAAGCUGUCCUCUCCAGGCAGUUUCGCGAGAUGCCACGAUCCCGCGUCGAAGCUCUCCUUGCCUCGUUCCCGAAACUCGCUCAAAGCGGCACACAGCAUACGACCGUUGAGCAAGACAAUGUUCGCUUCGUAUACCAGCCGCUCGAUGAGCUCUACAUGGUCCUCAUCACCAAUCGCCAAUCGAACAUCUUGCAAGACAUUGAUUCGCUCCACCUGUUCGCGCAGGUCGUUACCAGCGCAUGCAAGAGUCUCGAUGAGCGGGAGAUUUUGAGAAAUGCGUACGAGUUGCUGAGCGCUUUCGACGAGCUGGUGACGCUUGGGUAUCGGGAGAACCUUACGCUCAGCCAGAUUAGGACAUUCCUUGAUAUGGAGAGUCACGAGGAGCGGAUCCAGGAGAUCAUCGCCCGAAACAAGGAAUUGGAAGCUACUGAGGAGCGCAAGCGCAAGGCGAAGCAACUCGAGAUGCAGCGCAAAGAGUCUGCGCGAACCGGUCGUGGUAGCAUGCCCCGAACGCCCGUCUACCCGACAUACACUCCUCCUAGCCAAUCGACUUCCAAUGUGGAUUCGUACGAGGCGGAGAAGAACAAGACAUUCAACAAGCCUUUGGUGUCCAAGGGCAAGGGCAUGCAGCUCGGGAAGAAGUCGAAGACGACGGACAUGUUUGAACGUGUUCGUGGAGACAUGGGUGGUGAGAUUGAUAACUCACCCCUCGUGGCACCUGCACCCGCUGCGGCUGCCGCAGAGCCGGCAGAGUCCCGAGUCUCAUCGACGCUGGACCGGGACGCUAUUCACGUUACCAUUGCCGAGAACAUUAGCGCCAAAUUAUCCAGGGAUGGCGAGGUCAACUCACUGGCCGUCAGCGGCGACUUGACGUUGCGCAUCUCGGACCCUAGUCUGACCAAGGUCAAACUUGCGCUACAGGCCGUGGCUUCUCACAAUGCACAAUUCCGCACUCACCCUAAUGUUGAUAAGAACCUUUUCAACAACUCGAGGGUCAUCCAGAUGACCAACAUAGCGCGGGGGUUCCCAGUGAACAAUGCAGUCGGAGUUCUGAGGUGGCGCGCAGCAGGCGUUGACUCAAGCGCGUGCCCUAUCGCCUUCACCGUAUGGGUCAACGGGGAUGGGGGCAAGUACACGUUGACAAUUGAGUAUGAGCUGACGGGCGGCGAUUCGCUUCGUGAUGUUAGUGUCGUCAUCCCCUACCAGGGCAGCGAGCCAGUUGUCUCGAGUUUUGACGCUGCGUAUGAUGUCUCGGGCGACGCCUUGGAAUGGAACAUUGGCUCAGUGGACGAGGAGAAACCCAGUGGCUCCUUUGAAUUCGAGGCGGAGAGCAGCGAUGAGAAUGAUUUCUUCCCCAUGUCUGUGCGCUUUACCAAGACAACACCAUAUGUCGAGGUUGACGUCACUUCCGUGUCCCUGUUGGAAGAAGGAGAGGAGGUCACUUUCUCCAAAGAUGUUAGGACUGUUGCGGAUAAUUUCAUGAUCGAGUAG
Molecule: messenger RNA, 1530 nt
Organism: Emericellopsis cladophorae
Lineage: Eukaryota; Fungi; Ascomycota; Sordariomycetes; Hypocreales; Bionectriaceae
Exons: 3
Coding region: 1-1530 (509 amino acids)
Biological process (GO): Golgi localization; retrograde vesicle-mediated transport, Golgi to endoplasmic reticulum; endoplasmic reticulum to Golgi vesicle-mediated transport
Cellular component (GO): cytosol; COPI vesicle coat
Source: RefSeq, a predicted model, not a curated record